AUGACAAAAGCAUGCAUUAACCAUCCAUUACUUAGCAAUCCUGUAAAAUGGUUAAGAAAUAACAAAUAUCACUCACCUGAGUUUUAUACUAAAUCAUAUUAUGAUACUAAUUCAAUUAACUCAAAUCCCUUUGCUCAAGCACUAACAGAGACUAGAAUGGAUGGUUCAAGAAUCCGAUAUCCUAAAGGUCAAAUGGUACAAAUAGUGGUGGAUUCAUAUCAAGAAUCAAGUUCCAUAGGUACUUCAGAAUCUUCUGAAGAUAAGAACUAUUUUCUUAUGCCGUUGAUUAAUAAACCAGAACAAAACUCGGCACUUUUUCCAUCGCAUUACAUAUUGAAAAAUCAGCAUUACAUUGAUUAUAUUGUGAAAACAAAUCAAUGGAGGAGGUACGUGCCUCAGAAAUUCAGGUUCAAAAAUGACAAAGUCCUAGGGGCCAAAGUUAACAUCCUACCAGAUAUUACUAAGACUAUUCCUCACAUUUAUGAACGAAAUAUCCUCAAGCUAAUGCCAGAGACGAGAACUACUGAUUAUAAAAAAGGCCAGGCUCAGGAAAAUGGUCUUGUUUUAACUUUUUCCGGAACUUCAAAUGAACCAGCUAUCUCCUUUGAUAAUAAUCUUCCUAUAAUUAACAUGAAUAGGAUUAUAUCAAACAAGAACGAAAUAAAAUCCCAAAACGGAGAGUUAUUUGUUUCUUUCGAUGAAAAUGCUGAUUUGUGUUUUAACCUAUUUUCAUUAGCAGAUUAUUAUAGCUGA
Debaryomyces hansenii CBS767 is the source of this 753-nucleotide messenger RNA. RefSeq lists its product as uncharacterized. Lineage: Eukaryota; Fungi; Ascomycota; Pichiomycetes; Serinales; Debaryomycetaceae. The record is from RefSeq and is a predicted model, not a curated record. The transcript has a single exon. The coding region runs from base 1 to 753 and encodes 250 amino acids.